UCUUUACUGUAACCCUAACGCUAUUUUUGUACUCACGGAAACAACAACACAAAGAUGGCUCAGGUAUGGAAAAGAAAAUCCCAACAAAAGUUCGUCGUUGAAAAACAACCAAAUACUAUACCAAGAUGUUCCGACGAAACCAAGAUUUCAGACAAAAGCAAGAUUCUUCCUCAUGGUUGGAUUGAUUGUCAAGCAGUUGGUGACCUAAUUGAUAAUUACAUAAUCCCAUCCAAACUUCCUCUCGGAGAAUCCUUGCACAAAUUCAUCCAACCAAGUAAACCUUAUUCAUCAAGGCAAGUAAUCGAGCAACAAAGACUACUAAACAGAGAAUUAGGUCUGGUUAUCGAUUUGAUGAACAAAGGAGAAGAAUCCCACAACAAUUCGUCUUUGGAAUGGAAAGAGUUUGGUGUAAGGUAUGUCAAGAUUCCAUGUAAUGGAGUACCUGAUAAUAAGUCCGUCAAUGAUUUCGUGUACCAGGUGAUGCAAUUCAAUUACAAGUUCAAUUACGAUGAGACGCAGCCCAAGAAGUGUGUUCUUGUGCAUUCUGCUGAUGGGUAUAGCCGUACUGGUUAUAUGAUUGUGCAUUAUCUUAUACGGUCGCAUUUGAUGACUGUCACCGAGGCAAUGCAAUUGUUUCAUGAUGCACGGCCUCCAGGAAUUUAUAAAAAGGACUGUAUUGAUGCAUUGUACAAGUUCUAUCAUGAAGCGAAACCGGAAGGUUUUGUCUGGCCUCUUGCUCCUGAGUGGGACAAAUCUAGUUGUGCUGAUGAGGGUGGCAGUAGCGGUGGUGUCUGUAAUCAAGUGCUAACCAAUGAUGAUGUUUUGGGUGAUGCUAUACCCAGAGAACAACAAGACUUGCUGAGACAGUGGUGUUAUUCUUUUCUAAAUCUGAUUGUAGGGGCGAAUGGGGCGACUAAGUUUCCAGGAUCGCAUCCCGUUUCUUUAAACAGGGAAAACUUGCAAUAUUUGUGGCAGAACGAUUAUCGCACGACAUGGAAAGCUGAUGGUACACGAUACCUGAUGCUUAUAAACUCCGAUGGAUGUUACUUGAUAGACAGAAAGUUUAAUUUCCGUAGAGUUCAAAUGCGGUUCCCCUUGACACAGGAGAAUGGGGUUUUUUCAAAAUAUGCGCAUAACUUGACAUUACUUGAUGGUGAGAUGGUGGUUGAUACGGAUCCGGAAACACAUAAGCAAGAGAGGAAAUACUUGGUGUUUGAUGUUAUGGCAAUUAACAGUGUAUCCGUCAUUGAGCAGCCUUUUGGUGAAAGGUGGAAGAUGUUGGAGGAACAAGUUAUCGGACCAAGAAACCUUGAGAGCCAGUGUAUAAGCCAAAGUACAAAUCCUUGUUACAGAUAUGAGUUGGAGCCGUUUAGAGUUGAAAUAAAGAAGUUUUGGUUGCUCUCUGAGAUUACUGAUUGCCUAAAGGAAUUCAUUCCAAAUCUAUUACAUGGUUCAGAUGGUCUUAUAUUUCAAGGAUGGAAUGACCAGUAUGUUCCUUCAGCUCAUGAAAAGUUGUUAAAGUGGAAAUUUCAUGAAACGGUGGAUUUUAUCUUUGAACUAGUUGGUACUAGUCAAACUCCAUCGCUCUAUCUGUUCCAGAGAGGAAGGAAGAAGUGUAUGUACGGGAGUAGUGUUUUGUUCAUGAAUGGAGAAGAUCCAUCGGAGUUGUCGGGGAAAAUUAUUGAGUGCUCUCACUAUGAGAAAAAAGUUUGGUGUUUUAUGCGUGUCAGAGUAGACAAGUCUACCCCAAAUGACUACAGUGUGUAUGAAAGGGUGAUGCGGAGCAUAAACGAUAAAAUAACCGAAGAGGAUCUGCUAGAUAAGAUUCGAGGAAUUGUCCAGUGACAGUGAAACAAUAGCCGGAUGAUAGCAGCACCCAGAGUCGGAUGCACCAACAAAAUUUCUUUGCAGCACUAAAAUCCCAACCAAGAAACUUUUAAACUUUUUUUCUUCAAGGAAGUAAUAAGUUAUGGUAUGUGUACUUUCUAUUAGAGCAGGUGAAAUGAGGUUUUCAUAACUCUUAGCAAAUUUUUAUUUUAUUUUUUUUCUUGUCUUUGGUUCUGAUGAGAAUGACCGUUCAAGAAUUGCAGAUUUUUAUAUCAUGGUGAAAUUGCAGGAUCAUCUGUAGUAAUUUCAUACCCUGCUUGAUUCUAGCAAUGGUUUUAUAAAAGGUGACCAGUGGAUAAUGAGUUUCUUCUCUUAUGAAAGUGUAGGCAAUCCAUUGUGCAAAUGCUUAUGAGAUAAUGAGACUGACCAUUUGGUGCUCCCUACAAGAGAUUACGUCUUCGCUCCAUCAUACAGCUCUUAUAGGCUACUAACUAACUACUGCUAGCUUAUCCAUCGUUUAUUCGUUGGUUUAUGCUACCUAUCCAUUGGUUUUGCUUGCACCGGCGUUUCUAUAGUUCUCAGGCCACCAUUGUAAGGCAAAGUGUGAUGUCCCACCUGCAAGUGAUAAGCUUUCAGGUGGCGCUGCAAUGCAUGUGCAGGGAAGUGUGUGACAUCGUCAAUCAAUCAAACUCACUUGAAAAGUGUACAAGAGUUGUUGUGAGUGGGUGGGAUUUUUGACAGAUGGUUUCAAAAGGGGAUAAUUUCGAUCAUUAAAGUGAGUGUGUUGAUGUCUACUGCUAUGCCAGCCAAGUAAGUUUUGUUCUUGUUUUUAUUGAUUAUCAAUACCCACAAGCUUUGUACAAGAUUAAGGUUUCAUCCAAAAUUCUGUACCAC
Messenger RNA from Papaver somniferum (opium poppy), 2721 nucleotides. RefSeq names its product mRNA-capping enzyme-like. The transcript is spliced from 2 exons. The coding region runs from base 55 to 1845 and encodes 596 amino acids. Gene Ontology annotation, biological process: 7-methylguanosine mRNA capping; dephosphorylation. Gene Ontology annotation, molecular function: mRNA 5'-triphosphate monophosphatase activity; ATP binding; protein tyrosine/serine/threonine phosphatase activity. The record is from RefSeq and is a predicted model, not a curated record. NCBI's taxonomy places the organism in Eukaryota, Viridiplantae, Streptophyta, Magnoliopsida, Ranunculales, Papaveraceae.